GUUCAAGGGCGUGGCAAGCUGAUUAGCGGGGUUCCUUAUUGGCUGUUCCAUUCGCAAGCGUCUCCCGCUACUGGCUGCCCUGUGGGAGUAACAGAGCGUUUACAGUACAGCAGCCUUUGAAGAAGGCAGAGUGAAGUAUGACAGAUGAGGCUGCUUUGCAUGUGAUGUUCACCAUUGUCAUAGAUGAAAGAAGAUUAUCGACAUAAAAGAGUUAUUUCACGUUAGAUGGAGAAGAAUAUUCCUUUAGACUCCCUUUAUUUCCAGCUGUGCUCACUGCAUGAUUGGACCUGUGCUAAACGUAUGGCAGAAGCAGACGUAGAUUAAAUCACUGACAGACUUAACAAGUGGAUUGGCGGCACAAAUCGGAAAGGAUACUGACAGACUUAACAAGUGGAUGGGCGACAAGUCGGAAAGGAUACUGGCAGACUUAACAAGUGGAUUGGCAACACAAAUCAGAAAGGAAACUGACAGACUUAACAAGUGGAUUGGCAACACAAAUCGGAAAGGAAACUGUCAUUAAAGCAAGCAAACCGCUUCUGUUUAUGUGCAACAGCCGCGAUUUAAAGACGAUGGAUAGCUUGUCCCAGAGCUCCAAACUUGAGUGUCAAAUAUGUUUCAACUACUUCAGCCAACGGCGCCUUCCCAAACUCUUGCACUGCCAGCAUACCUGCUGCUCCGUGUGUUUGAGCCAGAUGAGGCUCAGCCAGAGGGAGAUUCGCUGUCCCUGGUGUCGCUGCGUGACCCAGAUCCCCAUUGGCCUUUCAGUCUCCCAUCUCCCAGAUGACCCGGAAGUACUUUCUGUUAUCAGUGUUUCCCAAUCUUCCGAACACACACCCAUCUUUAUACAUUUACCCAACAAUGGAUGCUACCUUCUGCCUGUCUCUCUGGACACCGAUGGGACACCGCUGCCUGGACAACCAACCUGCCAUGUUGGCCCUAAAAGCAUCGGUGUGUUUGAUGUCUCGGAUGGACAGAAUCAUGUUCUAGGACAUGACAGUCUUGGGGAUGGGAUGGAGGAGGAGGUGGUGGUGGUUAAGACUACUGCAUGGACUGGGGUUUGCACUGUUCUACUUGUGGCAUUCAUUUUGAUCUUUCUGUUGGGUAUCGUGUUGCAUAACAUGUCCUGCGUGUCCAAACGCUUCACUAUUAUUUCCUGCGGAUGAGAAGGAUGAAAAACCUAUUGAAAUGGACCAUCCAUUUGGGCUCUAUCUUGAAAUCGUACUUUGUGUAUGUAGUGCAGGGGUUUCUAAACUCGGUCCUGGAUGGCCGGUGCCCUGCAGAUUUUAGCUCCAUCCUUGCAGGUGCGUUGAGGCAAGUUGUUUUUAGAAAGCCUAGUAAGAGCUUGAUUAGCUAGCCCAGGUGUGUCUGAUUAUGGUUGGAACUAAAAUUUGCUGGACACCGGCCCUCAAGGACUGAGCUUGGACAUGCCUGAUGUGGUGGCUUUAUACCAGGGAUGUCCAAACUUGGUCCAUGGAGGGCCAGUGUCCUGCAGAUUUUAGCUCCAACUUACCUCAACUCUCCUGCAAAGAUGUUUCUAGAAGGCAAGAACUUGAUUAGCUAGCCCAGGUGUGUCUGAUUGGGGUUGGAAAUAAACUUUGCUGGACACCGGCCCUCCAGGAUGGAGCUUGGAUACCCCUGCUGUAUACAGAUGAGCAAAAAUAAAAGAGGAGUAAGAUCUAUGCAGCCUAUUGUAUUUCAAGCCAGUCUCAUGACAGUUUUUCAUAUCUACAGUAUUUUAAGUUAUGUGGCUUACUCGUAUACAUUUGUACAGGCUCAUUGUACUCGUGUUUUACUCGCAUCCAGUAAUGUGUGGAGUUUAUUUUUUU
This is a messenger RNA of Danio rerio (zebrafish), 1826 nucleotides long. The record is from RefSeq and is a predicted model, not a curated record. Lineage: Eukaryota; Metazoa; Chordata; Actinopteri; Cypriniformes; Danionidae.